Messenger RNA from Solanum stenotomum, 456 nucleotides. RefSeq lists its product as uncharacterized. Lineage: Eukaryota; Viridiplantae; Streptophyta; Magnoliopsida; Solanales; Solanaceae. The record is from RefSeq and is a predicted model, not a curated record. The transcript has 2 exons. The coding region runs from base 1 to 456 and encodes 151 amino acids.
AUGGGUGGUUUGAUUGCUUUUAUUGAGGCUUGUUCUUUCUUAGUUGAGCAGAUUCGUGAGCAUCAGUUUGAUGACAAGAAGUUAAGUCUCAUUCGAGAAAAGGUGAUGAGAUGGAAGCCAAGGAGGUUGUUCUUGAUUUUAAAGGCAGUUGAUGGACAAGAGAAAGCUUUCGACAGUAAUUGGGAUGAGCAAGAUGUUCUGCUAAGAACCUGGAUCUCAGAAACUAUGACUAAAGAUAGCAUGUAUCUCAUUGUGGGCUGCUCAACAGCUAAGGAGAUGUGGGAAUGCUUUGAGGAAGCUUACCUUCAAGCAACAAAGGAUAAAGAGUUCCAACUUAAACAACAACUGCAAAACAUUAAGUUAGGAACCAAUAAACUUGAUGAGUACUUGAAAGAAUUCAAUAGCAUAUGUGAUGGACUUGCUGCCAUACACAAGUUGAUGAAGACAACAAAGUAA